Pyricularia pennisetigena is the source of this 261-nucleotide messenger RNA. RefSeq lists its product as uncharacterized. Bases 1 to 261 code for a protein of 86 amino acids. The transcript has 3 exons. Lineage: Eukaryota; Fungi; Ascomycota; Sordariomycetes; Magnaporthales; Pyriculariaceae. The record is from RefSeq and is a predicted model, not a curated record.
AUGCAGUUCUCUAUCCUUGCCGUCCUGGCGUUCUGGGCCCAGAUCCCCGCUAUUUUGGCCGCCACAACUUGCAGGUGCACUGGUUCAAAUACAGUUCAAGACAUAACGAACGAGACUACAAAAUCAUGUUGCGCCAAGACUACCUUCAAUAAAGUUGGCGUUUUGCAAGGAAAGUUUGUGGACAACAAGUGUGACUACAGCGCCGUUGCGGCUUUCAAACAAGUUAGCGUUGGCGCCCCCUCGGGUGGAAAUUGCGUCUAA